Thunnus maccoyii (southern bluefin tuna) is the source of this 5055-nucleotide messenger RNA. Its product is annotated as UPF0606 protein KIAA1549. NCBI's taxonomy places the organism in Eukaryota, Metazoa, Chordata, Actinopteri, Scombriformes, Scombridae. The record is from RefSeq and is a predicted model, not a curated record. Bases 705 to 5042 code for a protein of 1445 amino acids. The transcript is spliced from 20 exons.
ACUUACAGUCUGUAUCUGCCUCCUUAUAAAACAUAAUGUAUUUAUUUAUAUACAUGAAAUGUUUAAACAUCAUGCAGGUUCUUUCUGUCCUGUAAGAGAUGAAACCAAAUGUUUUUAGUGUUUUUAUGUUUGAUAUCAGAGAAAUUCAUUUUUCAUCAUCUUCAGACUGAAUGUUUUUGUGUUUUGAUGUUUUGAACGUCUGCAGACUUCCGGAUCUUUCAGCUGAAGUCCAAGUUCUCUCAGGUCCUUUAAAGACGAGAAGUGGAUGAUUCUCUGCAGAACUGAACUGUGUUCAGCUGAGUGUGUGUGUGUGUGUGUGUGCGCGUGUGUGUGUGUGAGAGAGAGAGAAUGUGCGCGUGCGUGUGCAUGUGUGUGUGUGUGUGUGUUUGAAUUGUAGAUCUGGAUCAGCUGAUGCGGAGCCGCAGCUGCAGGCGGAGCCGGGUUGGACUGGUACCGGCACCGGACCUGCCCUGACUGUGACGGAUCCGGGUCGGAUGGUUUUCUGUGGGUGUGAGGAAGACUGCCGACAGAGGAAGGUCUGAUUCUGCAGGGGCUCUCCGCCUCCUCCUUCCCCGCGCAGGGAGCGCGCCGCGCGGCUGCGGGAGAGGCGUGACGCGCCUGAACCGCAUCUCCAGGAUGGCAGGUCCUCCUGACCCCCCCUCAGCGCUCUGCACCGGGAUCAGACCGGCGGCCCUUUGAGGACGAUGGACCCUGAGAUCCCGGCAGGCCCCGGCAACAGGACCAGGACCUGGACCUGGACCAGGACCGGGAUGGACCUCAGAAUCUGCGCGUGCAGACGAACACUCGCUGUGCUCCUGCUGGUUGCCGGCACGCUGGUUUCCAUGGUGACCUCAAGCUCACCUGCUGCAGGUGUUCUGGACUUCAACAGGACAGCAGAGUCUCCUUCACAUCCUUCAUCACGAUCAUCUUCUUCAUCCUCCCCCCCUCUCAGCCCCCCAGUCCCCAGCCCGCCCUCUGACUCUGGUUACCAUGGUAACAGUGGCGGCACCGGCUUAACGGAGGAUUCAGACUCAGGCGCUCAGGGGAUCCACCUACUGCUGAGACCCCCUGACCUCCUGUCCCCCAGCCUCCCCCCGCCUCUCCCUCCACACAGCCAGUCCACCCUCACCCCUCCCCCCCCCUGGGAGCAGGGCCCCUCACUGGAGGAGGCCUGGGGCUCUGGAGACUACCUAGAGACGCUGUCCUUCAUGGUGCCCGACGGUGAGGAACUGGCCCUGGCCACACCGCUGCCCAGCCACCCCUAUGACGACGAUGACGUCGGGGGUGACUGGGUCUCCUAUGACACCACCUUCCCUACUCGUCCCACCCUCCCCCUCUCCUCCCGCCUCCUCCUCUUACCCUCCUCCCCCACCCCCAGCAUCCACCUGCACACCCGACCCACCCAGCCAGAUGUCUUCCCCACCUGGGAUGAGGAUUACGACCUGGAGGACAUGAUGCCUCUGGAGCCGACGGAGCUGCUGCUGCCGGACAUGAACAGUCUGGAGUACUACACCAACCUGUUGGCCCGGGAGAGAGACAGGGACAGGGAGAGAGACUCCAAACCCUCCAUCACUCCUACAACAAGCCACAACCACACCCACCCUCCGCCUCCAUCUCCACCUCCAAGCUCCGGUCCUAAAGCAGGACGGGAGACCAAACGUCCCUCAGCGGGCCCCACCCCUCCACUCGCAGUCUCACCUACCCUCACAGGUGCGGAAAAGCCACCUGCUCCCUCAGUCCGCCCCAACUUCAAGACCCCCUCCGCCCUUCCUCCAGCUCCGAGACCCAAAGAACAUGCCCCAGUCCCAGGCCGACACUCUCCCCGUCCCCCUUCCAACACCACCAGCCGGGUUCCUCCUCCACCACCACUGGGACCACCUACCCGCCCAGACAGACCAGAGAGGCCAGCAGUGGUCACAGAGAAGCCAGCAAAGGCUCUACCCACCAGGACCACCACUACAACCACUAAGGCGACCACCACCACCACCAUCACCACCACCACCCAGAAUACAGCCAUCAGCCUGACCAGAGCCCCCCCAGUCACCACGACCAGGGUGGCUCAGACCCCUCCCUCCAGACCGUACCUGUGCAACGUCACAAAGCCAGAGAUGUACCUGGUCAGAGUAGGCAGCUCUAAAGGCUCGCCGGCUGCUUUCAGUCAGGUCAGAGACGUUCUGAAGAGAGAAUUCAACCGUUCAGUAGAGCUGCAGUUCCUGAGAACUCCGUCCAGUUUUUCUUUCCGUGUCGUGUCGGGACCGUUGAUCUUCACGGCCAUAUCUGUCAUCAACGCCCUCCGCCAACCGCCACGAAGCUCCGGCCCCAUUCCCGCCGUGUCCCCGCUCUACACCGUACCUAGCCUCAGGUACCAGAUCCACACUGUGCUGCAGUUUGUCCCCGCCCACGUCGACGUCAGAGUCUGUAACUUCAGCGAGCGGGUGGAGAGAGGGCUGACGAUGGCGUACAGCGAGACACGAAGACGCUCACAUGAGGCCGGCAACAUCACAGUACAGCUGUUGAACAUCACCAUGGGCGUAACUCGGCCGGCAGCGGAGCAGAAGGUUCCCGUCGACAUCACGUUCGCAGUGCGUGAUUUGCGGGGCUACCUUCCGGGGUCAGAGGUCAGCGAACACCUGAGGAAGCUCAGCCUGGUGGAGUUCAGCUUCUAUGUCGGAUUUCCUGCCCUACAGAUCGCAGAACCCUUCCACUACCCGGAGCUGAACACGUCUCACCACCUGCGCUCCACCUGGGUCCGUACAGUCCUGCUGGGUGUUCAGGAGCAGCUGGUGGUUGAAAGAAGCUUUAAAGCUCGUCUGGAGAGACGUCUGGCUCUGCUGCUGGAGGAGGGACUGGGAGCGUCCAGCAGGAGGCGGUGGAGAAGAGCUACAGCUGUGGGCAACAACAGUCUGCAGGUGGUGCGGGUGGCGAGGCUGUCGGGGGCGGAGCGUCCUCUGGAGGUCCUGUAUUUCGUGGAGGGUCCGGCCGGUGAGCGGAUCCCAGCGGAGGUGACCGCGGAGACCCUGAACCGUCUGGACCCUCAGAGAGCCGCGAUCGUCCUCGGACACCGAGUGCAGAGACCUCUGGCCCAGCCUGUGGAGACGCUGUCUGUCCCGCCAGCGGAGACUCAGAGCAGCAGCAUCUGGCUGAUCGUCGGCGUGGUCGUCCCCGUCCUGCUGGCCGUCUUCAUCAUCAUCAUCCUCUACUGGAAGCUGUGCGGCUCCGAGAAGCUCGAGUUCCAGCCGGACGCCAUCAACACCAUCCAGCAGAGACAGAAGCUUCAGGCUCCCAGCGUGAAAGGCUUCGACUUCGCGAAGCUCCACCUCGGUCAGCACAGUAAAGACGACAUCAUGGUGAUCCAGGAACCCGGCCCCCUGCCCGCACCUGUCAAAGAGGCCACGCCCUCUGACGGCGGAGACCUCAACACCCCCAAAUCUAAAGGAUCGUCCACCAAAGCAGCCCGGUCCAGCCGCCGCAGGGGCAGGCUCAGCCCGUCAGACGGCGACUCGUUAGGGAGCGACCAAUCCAGCGGCAGAGAGUCGGCGGAGGAAAGCACCCGACCUGUGGCCACGCCCAGCGAGGGGAAACAGCACAGGAAGACGCCCAAAAAUGCCGCCCCGUCAGGCAGCGGUCCGGACGAGCUGCUCUCCUCGUCCUCCAUCUUUGACCACGUGGACCGUCUGUCCCGCGGUUCGUCCGACGGCACACGUCGCCAGGCCAACAAGGUGCAGCUGAUCGCCAUGCAGCCUCGACCGAGCCCGCCGCCGGCUCACGGCCCCAACCAGCCGAGCCCCACCCUCACCGAGAAGGUCAACACGGAGGUGGCGCUGCGACACAAGUCUGAGAUCGAGCAUCACAGGAACAAGCUGCGGCAGCGCGCUAAGAGGCGGGGCCAGUGUGAGUUUCCCUCCAUGGACGACAUCAUGGACGCGUUCGGAGAAGGGCCGGUGCAGAGCGAGGUGGCCCAGCGUCUCUAUAGCUCCGCCCACGACCACAUGGACUGCAUCCUGCAGGGCGAAACCCACUCACCCCCCACGCCCACCGACUCCAGGAGGAGAGGGAGGCGCUCUCCUCGGGGUCGGCGGGCUCAGCCGGGACCUGGAAGUCUUCCUGAUACAGACCGAGACCGGCUGCUCACUGACCAGAGCGCCACCUACAGGAAAUACCCAGGACUCAACAAUGUGGCCUACAUGUCGGACCCUGACCUGCCCCCGGACCACGGCAGUCCCUCCCCCACUGACGAGGUGUUUGACUCCGCCCCAGCCCCCCCUCCCUACAUGCCCCCCCAGCCCUCCAUCGAAGAGGCGCGGCAGCAGAUGCACUCCCUCCUGGACGACGCCUUCGCCCUGGUGUCGCCGUCCUCGCAGGGCAGCGCCGGGCUGAGCGGGGUAAGCCCCGCCCUGCCUAGCCCCUCCCCUCAGGCCCGCCCCCGGGGCCGGCAGUGGGGCUCUUACCCAGCAGCCCCCUCUCACAGCCCCUUCUCUGCAAGGUACGCAGAGCUGGGAAUGUCCCCCACGUCGGUGCAGGGCCUGCUGCAGAGGCAGGGCCUGAGCUCAGGGGGGUAUGUUUCCACUGGAGACCAGCUGCAGGAGUCGGUUUACCCCAACAGGGGGCAGUACGAGGACCCCCCCUCCUCCUCCAGACCACGACCUGUCGGGGGCAGCACAGGUGCGCAGCUCCACCACCUGACCCAGGUGGGUUUGUCCAGCCAGAUUGGUGCGUACCCCGGGGUGGGUCGCAGCAUGUCGGGCCCUACCGGCUCCAGCUGGAACCAGCAGCACUCAGACCAGGAUCUGUCCAGACCAGGAGCUAGCAGAGAGAGCGUGCUGUCGUUUCCUGAGUUCUCCUCUUCCUCUGUUUUCCAGAUGCCCAGCUCCUCGUUGCGGGACCCGUCGGCUCCACCGCUUCUCCUGACCUCACCGACUCCAGAGUAUCCACCGGAGGAUGCUUCACCCUCUGCUCACACCUCUGCCUCUCUUAUCAAGGCUAUCAGGGAGGAGUUGCGACGUCUGGCCCAGAAACAGGCAGCAGUGACCAGCUACCCCUAGACUGGUCUGCACC